This is a messenger RNA of Ichthyophthirius multifiliis, 924 nucleotides long. RefSeq lists its product as hypothetical. Lineage: Eukaryota; Ciliophora; Oligohymenophorea; Hymenostomatida. The record is from RefSeq and is a predicted model, not a curated record. The transcript has a single exon.
AUGAUUUUAGGAAUUUGUAUAUAAAUAUUACUGUAUAAUUAUAUAAUAGUACAAAAAAAAAUAACAUCAAUUUUAAAUUUAUAGGUAAAAGGACAAAAAUCUAGAAAAAUAAAUGGGCUAAAACUUAUUAACAGUUUGUCCCUGAUAUAUAUAGUAUUUUUUUUUUUUGAAAAGUUAUAAAUAAUUUAAUUAUUUGUUUAAAAAUUUAAAUUUUUUUAAAAUAAAACUUUAAAAAAAAAAAUCUUUCUCAAAUCUUGUUCAAUAUAGUUUUGUUUAUUUUUUUCAAUUCACAUUUUGUGUUUAUAUAUUAUUAAAUAGCAACUUCGUUUUUACUCUAUAAAAUAAAAACUUUAUUUAAUUCGACCUAUAUGGAAGUUUCAUCUUCAAUCAUUUCUUUGUUUUAAUUAAUUUUAUUUCUUUUCCAAACGUUUUAAUCAAUUUAUUCAUCAUUUUCUUCAAUCUCUUAAAUGCAAUUUGUACAUUCAACUUUAUUUUUUUUUCAUUAAAUUCUUAUUAAAGUUUGCUUAUUUCUUUAAUUUAAUCUUAAUAAUUUAUAAACUUCGAAUUAUUUUGGCUAUUCCAAGGAUUAAAUUUUAUUUUGAAUUCGUUAUUUUUAGUAUUAAUAUUAUAUAAAAUCUCAUUUGCAACAUAUUGGUUAUUUAAAUAAUUUUUAAUAUUUUCUUAAUUUUCUUGUUUAUAAUUUAUGUGUUUUUCUUUUUUAUUUAAAAUAAAGCUUUACGGUCUUUACUGUUUAUUUAUUUAUAUUAAUUAGUCUUCAAAUUUUAUUUUAUUUUAAUUGCUUUUUUCUCUUUAUGCGCUAUAUUCAUUCCUUUAUUAUAUUUUAUAACUAUUUUAUCUAGUAAUUAAUGGCAAUAUUAAAUUUCUAUCUUUAUUUUAUUUUCCUUUGUUAAUAUUACUUUAUGA